AUGGGUCAAUCCGCUUUUCCAUUUCGUUUGGAAAUUCCAAUGAAAAGAUUUCUUUUGUUUCUUUUUUUAUCAACAGUUGACGCUGGUUUCACUGCUCAAUGCUUCACAACUCGUUUCAACCAUGCCAUUUCAAAUGCCGAUCCGGUCACUGAAUUGUUUGAGUUGAAUUUAGCGGAUUGCCUGAAUUAUUGCAUUCUGAAUGCAGCGAAAGCUGGGGACGGUUGUUCAUCGAUUGUCUACCAUAAAGAGUUUAACACUUGUCAAAUCUAUGGCCAUGACGGAACGAUGGGUGGAGCACAAAUUGUCCCUGUUAACAAUCACGAUUACUACAAUCGAUCUAGUUACAUAGGUGCUUGCCAGGAUCGUGUUGGCUACCAGCAACGACCACGACAGUACAGUGUUCACACGGUGAAGGAACCUUUUCCCGAGUUGCCCGAUUUGCCAACGAUUCUCGUUAACUCGAAAGACUCAUUUGAACAAUCAAAAGAAGAAUUGGCUGUGAUUGAGAAUGUUCACCCAAAUGAGAACUCGAACAAGGAUGUUGCUUCUCCGGAUGAGUUUCUCCGUCUCAAACAUCUCACCGACAUUCUUGAUGGAGAGGCUGAAGUGCCGGCUGAGGAAACGAUCACUUUCUUCAAUCCGACAAUGACCAAUCUUUGCACUAAACAAGAAGUCGUUUCCUAUUUCGUGCUCUUUGGGAAAUCCCUAUCGGCAGCCGUUCGACCGUCAAAAGUUCGCGGAAUCGAUCAAAGCAGUUGUAUUAUGUACUGUUCGCAGAAUAUUAACUCAACCGGCUCAAAAUCUCCAUGUUAUGCCGCAAAUUACGAUCCAGCUCUCGAGGAGUGUCGUUUAUAUGAUAAAGACGCGAAAUCCGAUCGCCAUUCGGCUCAACUCGCUGACGAUAAGAAUAUCAUUUUUGUGGACAAAUUCUGUAUACAAACCAAAAAGGACUGCUCAGCCGAUUCCCCAUACAUUGUUUACAUGCAUAAACAGAUCACCCAAAAGAUCGUCGCUCAUUAUCCGGAUGUUCACUCGAUUGUCGCCUGUAUGGCACUUUGCAUAGAUCAUGGAGGGUGCAAGGCUACAACAUAUAAACUUGGAGGUCUUUGCAUCUUGCAUGGUGCCUCACCGGCUGUUGAUUCGAAUCUCUUAGUUGAUGGAAAUGAAAAGACGAUGGUGGUUGAGAAUGGCUGUCAGACAAGUGCAAGAGCUGUGCCAAGCUUGCUUUCUGGAGCAAUGGAACGAAUGGGCUCUGAACAAUCACAAGAAGCUGAGAGGGAAGUCGCGGCAUCGGAUUGGGGAGAAUGGUCUGGUUGUCAAUUCGGCUCUCCGGGUUCCCGAAUGCGUUCACGAACAAGAGAAUGUUACGAGGAGGAUUAUGAUGACUGUUUCAAUAGUAUUACGAGAAAAACGAUCGACAAUUCCUCACCGAUUGCCACUUUUGACUUGAUUUCCCUGCAGACAUGUAUGAUGCAGUGUAUUCAAUCGACCACCAAUUAUAAAAAUCGAGAAUGUUUUUCGUUCACAUAUGACAGAGCUACGAGGAAUUGUCGAAUUUUCGAUCACGAUGGGAGAAAGGUUCCCGCAAUUCUUCUCCCAGCGAUGAAUUUCGAUUUCUACAAGAAAAUCUCUAUUGAAAAUCAUUGUGGAGUUGAAAGAGUUGUCUCAUCGACACAAAUUGCUACUCAACCUGAAGCAACUCUUGCUCAAAAGUCAAAUUUUCACAACAUCGAAGAAGAGAUCUUACGAGCCACAAAUGAGCUUUUGGAACAUAAAGCUGUUGUUGCGGAAAGUCAAGCAGAAAUCUGUCAAACUUCAACGGGUUACUAUGUGGUAAUCGGCAAUGAAAUCUUGCUUCCAACAAGCGCCGAUCAAAAUUCGAUGAAAGAAUUCUCUGAGAUUGAACAAGGAGACUGUGCAACAUUGUGCUCAAAAGAAGAGAGUCCCGAUGGUGAAAAGCUAAAAUGCAACUCGUUGAACUAUUUCCCGUUAACCCAAAAAUGUCAAAUUCUUUCAAUAUUGGCUGAACCGCAUGGAGAAGGGGAAUUGGUGGAGAAUCAAGAUUCGAUUUACGCCGAGAAAUUCUGUUUACCAACACACAAAAAUCAUUGUCAAAGUGAUGAAGUCUUCAUUUUGCAUGUGGAGAAACGAAUCAAAGAAAAGCCAUUCAAAGAAACGAUCAGUCAGAGUAUUACAAGUUGUUUGAAAGCCUGUUUAAAUACAGAUCAAUGUGCGACGUGUGUCUUCGAUUCAUCGCGUGGUCGUUGUCUUCUCCAUUCAACUCAAAUCGGCAAUGAUUUGAGUGUCACCGAGUACACGGCCGGCUAUGUUUUGAUCGAGAAUGGUUGUUAUAAAAAGGGAGUAAGGAUUUCCGAUCCAAUGAACUGGUCUCCAUGGUCCUCAUGCCAAUUCAAAUUGAAGGGAAAAACGAUUCGAACAAGGACAAGAGAAUGUCAAAAUUGUGAAGAUUUUCAAUAUGAAGAAUGC
Molecule: messenger RNA, 2487 nt
Organism: Mesorhabditis belari
Lineage: Eukaryota; Metazoa; Nematoda; Chromadorea; Rhabditida; Rhabditidae
Source: the annotation of a GenBank genome assembly